Messenger RNA from Umbelopsis ramanniana AG, 1102 nucleotides. RefSeq lists its product as uncharacterized. NCBI's taxonomy places the organism in Eukaryota, Fungi, Mucoromycota, Umbelopsidomycetes, Umbelopsidales, Umbelopsidaceae. Bases 30 to 1049 code for a protein of 339 amino acids. The transcript has 4 exons. The record is from RefSeq and is a predicted model, not a curated record.
AUACCUACAAGUACCUUAAUCUCUAAAACAUGAAAUUUUCGCAAGAAACUGAUUUUGCCGCCUCCCAAACAGCUCCUCUCCAUGUCGAUAACCAAGAUCUUAGUGGAAAGACCAUUGUGAUCACUGGAGGCAAUAGUGGCAUUGGUCUAGAAUGCGCUAGAAAACUAGCCACUAUGAAUCCAUCCAAGAUCAUCCUGGCCAGUCGCACCAUGAAGACCGCAGAAAAAGCUGUGGAAGACAUUAAGACUGAAAUCGGAUUCAAGAACGUGGAAGCAUGGCCUUUAGAUCAAGCGUCCUUCGAGAGUGUACAGGCAUUCGCUAAGAAGUAUAACGAGUCCGGUCUGGAUUUAGACAUCCUACUGGCCAAUGCUGGUAUGCUUCCCUUCACCCGUAGAGAGAUGGACAUGACCAGCGACGGUCACGAAGAAGUCUUGCAAACCAACCAUUUAUCAGCAUCAUUGCUUGCUUUGAGCCUUUUGCCAUCCAUUAGACGUACUGCCGCUAAAUCGACUCCCGCAAACCGACCGCGUAUUGUGAUCGUUGCCUCGGAUGUUCACUAUUGGGCUACUUUAAGAUCAGCGGGUCAAGACGGUAGUGUCAUCAAAGCUAUGAGCACACCUGAGUAUUAUAGCGAUGCACGCGAGCGCUAUAUGGAUACAAAGUUGUUAAACGUAUUCUGGACUCAAGAAUUCGCAAAGAAAAUGACCCAAAGCACGGUAGAAGAAGAUCACAAGAUUGUUGUAUCUAACUGCAACCCAGGCCUUGUGCUUUCCACCAACAGUGAUUUCAUGCGUGAGAACCUCCCACCACACAUCCUUAAAUAUGCCAGAAACAUGGACGAAGGCUGCAAAACUCAUUUGUUCGCUUGCAUUGAUCCCAGUGCUGGUACUCCUGGCGAAGCCAUCUUUUAUCAUAACUGCCAGCCAACAGAGACCGCAGAUAUAACCUUGGGAGCAGAAGGUGAUAUUUUGAGAAAGAGAGUUUGGAAGGAUACCAUCGAGGUCUUGCCAACGCUUGACCAAAGCAUCUCUGAGCCAUUAGGAUUAUAGAGACUGCCAUAUUAUAUUAGCUAUGACACUGGCGCUGCUAGAAUGCUACGAAA